AUGGCUUUUACCAAUGAUAAUUCCAAUACGAAGGUGCUUACAUUAGCCGAAUGUCGAAAGCUAGCUGAAGAUAAAGAUAAAUGUAUACUGUUGAUCAAUAAUCGUGUAUAUGAUGUUACAAAAUUCCUUGAAGAGCAUCCAGGUGGUGAAGAAGUCUUAAAAGAACAACAUGGUCGAGAUGCAACAAAUGCUUUUGAAGAUGUUGGUCAUAGUUCCGAUGCACGUGAACAAAUGAAAACAUAUGAAAUAGCUCAAGUUGAUCCUAGUGACAUUAAGACACCGGCUCGUCCUACAGUUGUCAAACCAAGUGGUAGUACAGAUGGUGUUCGUGAUGAUACUGGUUCAUCGUGGACUAAAUGGGUUAUUCCUCUUGUGAUAGCUAUAGCAGCUGUAGUUCUUUUUAAAUUACUUACAAAAUCUGCCGCAGAUGUUAAUCGACCACCAACAGCAAUAUAA
Messenger RNA from Rotaria sordida, 456 nucleotides. The record is from the annotation of a GenBank genome assembly. NCBI's taxonomy places the organism in Eukaryota, Metazoa, Rotifera, Eurotatoria, Philodinida, Philodinidae.